AUGGCACCCUGUUCGUUGUUUGCCGGCUUGCUCGGAGCUCUGCUCUUGGCUACCCCUGGGGAUGCGUCUGCUGGGACAAAAGUUUCCAGUGCUUCUGACGCUGGUGUACCACUGUUCAAGAGCGAGACGGUGCAGUUAACAGAGAAGUCACUCAGUCCUAAUCAGACUGCUCUGUUUGGAUUUGGUAAAAAUGCUUCGCGCCCUUCUACUCCUCACAAAGGACAGUGCAGGCUGUUACCGGGAGAUAAAUCCUGGCCUUCAAACUCUGUGUGGGGGCAAUUCGAUGACCUUUUGGGUGGUGCCCUCAUCAAGACUGUACCCCUGGCAGCGGCAUGCUAUCCCUCGUGGCCGGAGUAUGACGUGGAUAAGUGCAAAAAUGUCACCGCUGACUGGACGGUCUCAUACAUGCAUGCGGCUGAUCCCGCCUCUAUCAUGUGGCCUUUGUUCGAGGGUAGAUCCUGCUUGCCUACUGGGAGUAAUAUCUCAUCCUCCUGCACGAUUGGCGGAUACAGCAGCUAUGCUGUGAAUGUGAGCAAUGUGGCCCAGGUGCAACUUGCGGUGAACUUUGCUCGCAACGCAAAUCUGAGACUUGUCGUCAAGAACACUGGCCACGACUUCAACGGCAAGUCGACUGGUGCUGGUGGUCUUGGAGUCUGGACACAUAACCUGAAAGACCUUGAGUACAUUAAGAACUACAAUGGCUCAAGCUAUCAAGGUCCUGCCGUCAAGAUGGGCGCCGGUGUCCAGGCCUUUGAGGUCUAUGAAAUGGGUGAAAAGCUUGGCUUCACUGCGGUCGGUGGAGAGGGCAAGACUGUUGGAGUUGCUGGUGGAUAUGUCCUUGGUGGCGGUCACUCUCCCAUGUCCAGUAUGUACGGCCUGGCCGCUGAUCAGGUCUUGGCCCUCGAGGUUGUCCUAGCGAACGGAAGAUUCGUUACGGUGACCGAGGAGACCGACCCUGACCUAUUUUGGGCCAUCCGUGGUGGCGGUGGUGGAACCUAUGGCGUUGUCACUUCGGUUAUCUCGCGCGUGCACCCAAAGGUCGGCGUCACAGUCUCAACCUUCAGCUUCGCCACCAGCUCCACUGUCUCAGUAGACAAAUUCUGGGCCGGAGUCCGCGCAUACUUCCAAAAAUUCCCCGCCCACGCCGAUGCCGGCACCUACGCCUACUUCUGGGUCAUGAACACAGGCACAAACUCCUUUGAGUUCCUAAUGAACCCUUUCUUCGCCGUGAACCACACCCUGGACGAGUUCAACGCCUUAGUCAAGCCAUGGUUCGACGACCUGAAGGCCCUCGGUAUCCCCUUCACUCCAAACUCCACCUACUACGACUCCUUCUACCCCGGUUGGGAUGCUGGGUUCCCUCUCGAAACGAUCGGAAGCGUGUCCAUGAUGACAGGAAGCCGUCUAUUCCCCCGCGAGAACUGGCAAAGUUCCACCAAGUUCAACGCUACUAUGGCCGCGAUUCGAUCUACCGUUAGCGCUGGAUACCCGCUGCUCGCGUUUAAUAUGAAAGCUGAGCUUCCCGCGGGCUACCCCGAUGAUUCUUCGAAUCCGGCUUUCCGUCACACUCUCAUGCAUGCUAUUACCUCUACCAGCUGGGAUGCCAAUGCCACCAACGCGCAGAUCAAUGCUACCAUGAACAAGCUUACCUACAAUGCUUUGGGGAAGUGGCGGGCUACUUGUCCUGAGUCUGGUGCCUAUAUGUCCGAGUCGGAUAUUUUGGAGCCCAAUUUCCAGCAGGCAUUCUAUGGUACCAACUAUGAGCGUUUGUACAAGUUGAAGCAGCGGUAUGAUCCGACUUUCUUGUUCUAUGCUCCUACUGGUGUGGGUAGUGAGCACUGGGAGGUAAAGAGUUUGGACGGUCUUCCCGAUCAGAAUGGACGUCUUUGCCGUGUUUGA
Molecule: messenger RNA, 1899 nt
Organism: Penicillium longicatenatum
Lineage: Eukaryota; Fungi; Ascomycota; Eurotiomycetes; Eurotiales; Aspergillaceae
Product: FAD-dependent oxidoreductase
Exons: 4
Coding region: 1-1899 (632 amino acids)
Molecular function (GO): FAD binding; oxidoreductase activity
Source: RefSeq, a predicted model, not a curated record